AGGAAGAGGAAAAAGAAGAGGAAGAGAAAAAAGAAGAGGAAGAGGAAUAGGAGGAGGAGAGAGAGAGAGAGAGAGAGAGAGAGAGAGAGAGAGAGAGAGAGAAGAGGAAGAGGAAGAGGAAGAAUUCAUAAGGUGCGCGUGCGGAAAUCAGGACAUAUCACGGGCCUUCGAGCGCGUAAAUUGGGAUACAUUAUAGAACAUCACUGA
Molecule: messenger RNA, 207 nt
Organism: Penaeus chinensis
Lineage: Eukaryota; Metazoa; Arthropoda; Malacostraca; Decapoda; Penaeidae
Product: U4/U6.U5 small nuclear ribonucleoprotein 27 kDa protein-like
Exons: 3
Source: RefSeq, a predicted model, not a curated record